Molecule: messenger RNA, 768 nt
Organism: Penicillium alfredii
Lineage: Eukaryota; Fungi; Ascomycota; Eurotiomycetes; Eurotiales; Aspergillaceae
Exons: 2
Coding region: 1-768 (255 amino acids)
Source: RefSeq, a predicted model, not a curated record
AUGCCAUCCUCUCGGCCGUCGAGGAAUUGUGGCAAGUGCCGGGCUAUCAAGCGAAGGGUGAGUUUUGUGCCUGCUCUUCCCUCUUAUGUUCAAGGUCUCUCUUCUUCGCCGGAAAAAAGAAAGGAAAAGGACGAGUCCAAUGCUAAUCGUGAUCUGGAUAGUGUGACCAGCAGUAUCCUCAUUGUGGCCAGUGUAUUCGUGCACACGACCAAUGCCCUGGGUACCGAGAUGAAUGGGAACUGCCCCUUCGACCUCUACUGCCCUUGUGCCCAGGACGCCCCCGCGGACGCCCCCUGGUACCCCGCCUGGUACCCCCCUGGCUUGCCUCCUACCCACAGCCUGUGCCCCAGUGUGGAUGAGAUAGGCGUCAACUAUUUCCUCUACCAUUUGGUUAUCGGUGGCACGUCCCCGUCGCUUGGAUAUCUCAACUGUGUGCCGGCGAUUUAUAGUACCGAUGGCGAGCAACCAACCCUCAUGGCCAGCAUGGCAGCUGUCGGACUUGAGUCGUUAGCCAACGCUCAACAUCCGGAGCUCGCGACGGUCGCGCGCGCAAAAUACUGGGAAGCGAUCGAUAAUGUGAACAUGGCCUUGGCGUCGCCGACCGAGGCUCAUAAGGAUAGCACCUUGAUGGCGCUGAUCGCGCUGGGCUUAUUCGAACAUGUGUCGGAUUUUGAGAUAUGGUAUCGACAUAUCCAGGGAGCUGCCACCCUGGUGGUUUCCCCGGGGCAAAAGCCAAUUCUCUCGCUCGGCGGCCAUUUUCAUGUUUAA